AUGGAUAGUGCUAAGAUUGUUAACUUUAUCAUUGCUUUGUUUCUACCUCCUCUAGCCGUUUUUUUGGCCCGCGGCUGGGGUAAAGACUGUAUUUUGGACUUAAUUCUGACCAUCCUGUUCUUUUUCCCGGGAAUGCUGUACGCAUUGUACGUCGUGUUGACUGACUAA
Lachancea sp. 'fantastica' is the source of this 168-nucleotide messenger RNA. The record is from the annotation of a GenBank genome assembly. Lineage: Eukaryota; Fungi; Ascomycota; Saccharomycetes; Saccharomycetales; Saccharomycetaceae.